UUCAGAAACAAGAGGAUAUGGCAUCGCAUUUCUCUCAGAAGCAGAGAGGGUGAAAUGGCAUCAACUGUAACCACCCACUUCAGUUGGGUCUUUUCCACCACAUCUCAAAACUUUCCCAAAUCCUCACAGUUCUCUCACCAAAGCCUUCUCCAUCUUAAUACCACAAACUUCCAGCUUAACCGAAUUCCGAUCCACCUUUCUAGAUUCUCGGUACCAAAGCCCAGAGCAGCUCAAACGGAUCAAGAAACUACAUCCUCUCUUCUUCUCCAAGAAAAACUGCAGGAAGUUGAGGAAAGUGUGAAGAUUCUCAAGAAUGCAGCAAAGACAAGAAAAGUUGCAGCAGAGGAGGUACUCGCCGCCCUUGCUGUGAUGGAGAAGGCUAAGCUUGAUCCUUCUGAAUUUCUCAAUACGCUUGGAGGAUCUGAAUCACCUGGAAGAACCUGGAUGCUUAUCUUCACUGCUAAGGAUCGUUUGAAGAGUGGUACCUAUUUCCCUAUUACUGCUGUUCAACGAUUUGAUGCAGUGGGAAAAAGGAUUGAGAAUGGAGUAUUCUUUGGGCCUCUUGGAUGCUUAACAUUUGAAGGGAGAUUUUCAUGGAAGAAGAGAAUAUUGGCGUUUAUUUUUGAGUGUAUCAGAAUAAAGGUUGGGUCAUUUAGUCCACUUCAGAUAAGCCUGGGGCAAAAAGAUGAGAGGGAGCCAAGCACCAAAAAAGAUCCCUUCUUCAUCUGGUUUUACAUAGAUGAGGAAAUUGCUGUGGCUCAAGGAAGAGGUGGUGGAACAGCUUUCUGGUGCCGCUGUCGCCGUGUGACAUGAUUAUAUGGACCUCCCUUUCUCUUAUUUCCCUUUCUUUUUGAAAAGAUAUGGCUAAUGUACACAUUGUAAUCUGUAUAUUUAUGCAUACCAGUUAUCAUAUUCAGAU
Telopea speciosissima is the source of this 919-nucleotide messenger RNA. RefSeq lists its product as uncharacterized. The record is from RefSeq and is a predicted model, not a curated record. The transcript is spliced from 3 exons. Lineage: Eukaryota; Viridiplantae; Streptophyta; Magnoliopsida; Proteales; Proteaceae. Bases 55 to 813 code for a protein of 252 amino acids.